AUGUUCACCAGCACGGUGGUCGCGCCAAGGCUGCCCAAUGCAGAUGGCGAUCCGUGGUCAUGCCGCAAGUACCUCGUCGCGGCGCCGGGCGGGAGGCUGAUGGUGGUGCUCGAGGAUUCCAAGGAGAUCACGGACGAAUACUACGGUCGUCUUAGGACAUGCUCCUUCAAGGUGCAGAUCCUCGACGCCGACGGCGAGCAGUGGAAGGAAACGGAUGACAUCGGCGAUGCUGCUCUGUUCGUCGGGGUGAACAGUUCGAUGUGCGUGUCGACGAGGGAGCACCCAGAGAUCAGGGCCGGCUGCGUCUACUACACCGAGAAUGAUGUGGGGCCGUGCAAUGACGCAUAUGAUCAGAGUGGCGUCGGGGUGUUCAACCUCAAGGAUGGCAGGGCGGAGAAGGUCCAGGGCCUCGGGCAGCACCGGAACUGGCCACCGCCGGCAUGGUUCAUUCCUUCCUUCCAAUGAUAAAAAGAUAUGAUGAUUGAUUUGGUAGG
Messenger RNA from Triticum dicoccoides, 494 nucleotides. Its product is annotated as putative F-box protein At5g60060. Lineage: Eukaryota; Viridiplantae; Streptophyta; Magnoliopsida; Poales; Poaceae. The coding region runs from base 1 to 465 and encodes 154 amino acids. The transcript has a single exon. The record is from RefSeq and is a predicted model, not a curated record.